AUUCAACCUCAUGAUGUUCCGCGACAUCACCUACGGUCCACAAGAAGCGGAGUUGAGAUUCCGACUCCUCCACUUUUGGGAAGCUCGCGUGCCGGGGAAGAACACACUGCUGGGUCUGGAACUGCUUCUCAUUGACGAACAUGGAACCGUUAUCAAGGGUUUUAUUUCAUCCGGAAGAAUCAACAAGUUCCGUCCCCAGUUAAGAGAAGAGGCUCUCUACAGUUUGGUGAACUUCUAUGGAUCGAGAAGCAAGAAUGAGUUUUGUGUUGCUGCACAUAACGUCACCGUCUCCUUCUCUCACCCCUCUGAGCUUUCCAUCAUUGAGGACAGCCAUGUUGCAUUUCCGGUUCUAUUCGUACGAGGAGUUCGAAGCCAACUGCGAUGCCAAAGGUGAUUUGUAUGAUGUUGUGGGACAUAUGAAGUUGGUCAACGGGCAGAGUAUGAUUGGGAAACCGACCAUUGAGGUGUCGGAGGUAGCUACCAGUAGGCGCAUGGUGGUGCACAUUCAGCGACAUGAGGGACCUGUAAUGAAGUUGUAUCUGUGGAAUGACGCUGCUAUUGAGUUCUGUCAAAAGUUCCGUGCUUUUGAAAGCCCUCCAUCUGUGGUGUUGGUGACAACCGUCAAUCCUAAGCUUUUAGGAGGCACCUUGGCUCUCUCUUCCAUGUCCUCUUCCCGAGUGUUUUUCGAUGGCGAUGUCCAGCCAACAAGGGAUUACUUAGCUUGGUUGGUCUCUCAUCCUGAUGUUGCGAACCAAGUGAAUGCUGAAGUUGUGACUAAGAGAGAGGCUGCAACAAUAGGAGAGAUUUUUGCAUACAUGAAGCAGGACUCAGCUAAGCCUACUUUUUUUGAAUGCACGGCCACAAUCGAUGACGUAGUGCAUGAUGCUGCAUGGUACUACAUCGGAUGCAGUAGCUGCAAGAGUAAGGCAACCAGAGGUGCAACCUCUCUCAUGUGUGGCAAAUGCGGGAAAAAUGAUAUCACUGGGGAGGCUCAAUACCUUGCAAAGCUCUCUGUUUAUGACAAGAGUGAAGAAGCAGUGUUUGUCCUACUUGGUGAUGCUGGAUCUGAGCUAACUGGGAAGCCAGCGUCUGAGUUGGUGAGAAACUAUUUUGAGGCUAAUGGAGACAAGGAAGCUGGAACUCAGGUGCCUGUUCCACAAGCCUUACUUAGCACAGUUGGGCAGACACACCAUUUCAGUGUUAAAGUUUCAGAGCACAAUCUCUCAGGAAAAAGCAGAUCAAUAACAGUUACCAAGAUUCUGCAUUUACCUGCUCCACCGACUGAGGAACCCUUGCCUACUGCAGAUGGCGAUGGUGUGAUAUUGGAAGGCUCUGAGGAUUCUGAAACCAUGGGGGCUAAGGAGCUGGGUGAUGGUACUGAGUUUGGAAACAACAAACGUAUUAAGCGUGGGGAUUAAGGGUUCAAUUCUUCAGCAGAAGGAUUAGAUGGGUUAUCUUUAUCUUUAUUUGCAAGUUUUAUUUCUUGUUUGACUAUUUCUACAUUCCAGAUUGUUGAGUUUUAAAACUUCUUUGGAUGGGUUUAUUUACCUUUCAACUUUUGCUAAGUUUGUUGUGUCCCAAAAGUUUUUUAAAUGGAUUUAUUUAUUUAACUUA
Messenger RNA from Raphanus sativus (radish), 1614 nucleotides. RefSeq names its product replication protein A 70 kDa DNA-binding subunit B. Gene Ontology annotation, biological process: DNA recombination; DNA repair; DNA replication. The transcript is spliced from 9 exons. Gene Ontology annotation, molecular function: DNA binding. The record is from RefSeq and is a predicted model, not a curated record. NCBI's taxonomy places the organism in Eukaryota, Viridiplantae, Streptophyta, Magnoliopsida, Brassicales, Brassicaceae. Bases 237 to 1418 code for a protein of 393 amino acids. Gene Ontology annotation, cellular component: nucleus.